CACAAUCCAACGCGCCAAAAACACUUUUGUCCCUUUACAGCCCCCUUACAAAGCGUCACGAGUUAAACAACUGAUCAUGGGGAUAUCCGAGUUUGGUAGUUAGCCAUCAACAACUGCCCCUCGAUAGUUUGACCUCGUGGUCAUUCGCCACCGUCAUGUCAAACAUCACGAAGAAGGUGUCGUGGUCCAGCCGCGGGGACGAGCUCGGGGCUGCGGGGGAGGGAACCCCGCUGCUCAACGGCUCCGAGCAGCCCAGACACUCCAGACAGUUCUCUGAAGGAGGCAGUUUAUUUCAAAUAGGCAGACUCAGCACGGUGGAUUUGGAAGAGGAGAUAUCGGCAGAAGAGGAGGCCGCACGAGGGCAGCCCAGAGAGAUCCCUCACAAUGAGAAGCUCCUGUCGCUCAAAUAUGAGAGUUUGGACUACGAUAACAUUGAAAACCAGCUGUUUCUUGAGGAGGAAAGGCGGAUGAGUUUCACGGGUUUCCGUUGUCUCGAGAUCAGCCGGUGGUUGAUCUGUGGGCUGAUCGGCCUGCUGACGGGAUUAAUCGCUUGUGUUAUCGACAUCGUGGUGGAAAAGCUGGCGGGAUACAAAUAUGAAGCAAUUAAACAGAAUAUUGAAAGGUUUACAGAAGUGGGAGGACUGUCCAUCUCCCUCAUCCUCUGGGCUGUCCUGAACUUCUCCUUCGUCAUGGUGGGAUCCAUCCUUGUGGCCUUCUUUGAGCCUGUAGCAGCAGGAAGUGGAAUUCCUCAGAUCAAAUGUUACCUGAAUGGAGUCAAGGUUCCCAGAGUGGUGCGGCUCAAGACUCUGGUGGUGAAAGUGUGCGGUGUCAUCUGCUCAGUGGUUGGAGGUCUCGCGGUCGGGAAGGAAGGUCCCAUGAUUCACUCGGGCGCCGUCGUCGCUGCAGGAGUCUCCCAGGGUAGGAGCACCACCUUGAAGAAAGAUCUGAUGAUCUUUGAGUAUUUCCGAAGGGACACGGAAAAAAGGGACUUUGUCUCGGCUGGAGCUGCUGCUGGAGUCUCUGCUGCUUUUGGAGCUCCUGUAGGCGGUGUUUUGUUCUCUCUGGAGGAAGGAGCUUCCUUCUGGAACCAGAUGUUGACGUGGAGGAUUUUCUUUGCCUCCAUGAUCUCCACCUUCACUUUGAACUUUGUCCUGAGUAUUUAUCACAAUAAUACAGGCGACCUUUCCAAUCCAGGUCUGAUUAACUUUGGGCGCUUUGAGAGUGAGAAUCUAAAUUAUAACCUUUAUGAAAUUCCAUUGUUCAUCGCUAUGGGAGCAAUUGGUGGAGUUUUAGGAGCUCUGUUUAAUGUCUUGAACUACUGGCUCACCAUCUUCAGGAUCAGAUACGUUCACCGGCCGUGUUUGCAGGUGAUGGAGGCCAUGUUGGUCGCGGCGGUGACGGCGACCGUGUCGUUCACCAUGAUCUACUUCUCCAAUGACUGUCAGCCUCUGGAUUCGGAGCACGCCGAAGAAUACCCACUGCAGUUGUUCUGUGCGGAUGGGGAGUAUAACUCCAUGGCGACGACCUUUUUCAACACUCCUGAGAGAAGCGUGCGCAGCCUCUUCCACAACCAGCCCGGAACCUGGAACCCUCUGACGCUGGGUUUAUUCACCCUGACCUAUUUCUUUCUGGCGUGUUGGACUUACGGGCUGGCGGUGUCCGCGGGAGUUUUCAUCCCGUCUCUUCUGAUAGGCGCCGCCUGGGGGAGGCUGUGUGGAAUCUGGCUGGCCUCUAUCGCUUCUGCCGGCUCGAUCUGGGCUGAUCCUGGUAAAUACGCCCUAAUCGGAGCAGCGGCUCAGUUAGGUGGGAUCGUCAGAAUGACUCUCAGCUUGACUGUCAUAUUGGUGGAAGCCACAGGAAACGUAACUUACGGCCUUCCCAUCAUGCUCGUCCUUUUGACCGCUAAAAUCGUCGGAGAUUACUUUCAGGAGGGUUUGUACGACAUCCAUAUCAAGCUGCAGAGCGUUCCCUUCCUGCACUGGGAGGCUCCAGCCACCUCGCACUGGCUGACCGCCAGAGAGGUGAUGAGCUCUCCAGUCACGUGUCUGAACAGGAUAGAGAAGGUGGGAACCAUCGUGGAUGUGCUCAGCAACACCUCCACCAAUCACAACGGCUUCCCUGUUGUCAUGCAGGUUUCUGACAACGAUGAGCCGGCUAAACUCUGUGGCCUCAUCCUCCGCUCGCAGCUCAUCGUUCUACUCAAGCACAAGGUGUUUGUGGAGUUAGCCGGGUCCCGGCUGAGCCGCAGGAAGCUCCAGUUGAAGGAUUUCAGGGACGCGUACCCUCGCUUCCCUCCGAUCCAGAGCAUCCACGUGUCCCAGGAUGAGAGGGAGUGUUUGAUGGAUCUGACCGAGUUCAUGAACCCGACACCUUACACCGUCCCACAGGAAACCUCUCUGCCUCGAGUGUUUAAGCUGUUCCGAGCUCUGGGGCUCAGACAUCUGGUCGUGGUAGACGAUGCAAACCGGGUGAUUGGAUUGGUGACCAGAAAAGACUUGGCCAGAUAUCACCUGGGCAAAUACGGGCUGGAGGAGCUCCACCUGGCUCAGACAUAACACAAACUGUGACCGCCGAUGCCUCAGAGACUCUAACACCGCGCCUUCAGAGAUCUGCUGUUCCUCCAACAAACCCAUGAAGAUCCUCAUGGCUUGGACAGUUGGAGUUUGUUCCAAAAUGUUCUGAUCACUGGCUGUUUUUGUACUUCCUCGCCGUGCGAACUGCACCACUUUUUGUUUUGGUUUUAUUUAGUUUAAUGCGUCUUAAAUCAAGUGCUGACACUUGGAGCUUCUCGGACACUCUUUCUGGAUCCCUCCUCUGUAACGUAGCUGCACUUUGACAGUCGUAAACAACACCUAUGGAUCACAGUGAAACUUCUAAUGUUUCAGCUGCAUUUCAUAUAACCCAGAUUAAAACAGAAAACUGAUCAUUUUAAAUGUUAAAUAAUCUCCAGAAAGAGUACACAAGAGCUGUAACUGUCUACAUGACCAUAUUAUAAAUGCAAAGUCAUGUUAAGAUCCAUUGAACUGUUAAAAGUUGAAGUUGGACUCCACUUUCAAGCUUGUUUGUGAAGGUUUGCACUGAGUAAAUCUUAUUUAUUGCUCAUGUUUGUUUACUCAGAGGGGCAAAUACCUCCUCCUCGCGUCUCUGUAUCGUUUGUCUUUCUCUGUACGACUUCAGGCUAAAAUCGGAUUGGUACUUAAAUGUAGGAAACUGUUUUCCUUCAUUACUUUUGAAGGUUUUGCACUUUGUCCUCCUACUGAACAGGAGUCAGAAACUGUCUGAAAAGGUCCCCACAAAUGCCAACAUGAAGGUCUUUGACCAAAUGUGUGUUCUGUUUUUUGUUUUGCUGCUUUAAUCUAACAUUUGUGAUGUUGUCAGUGUUGUUUUUUUGGUCACUGUUUAGGAUUUUUGUCGUCUUUCUUAGUUAUAUUAUACUGAAUGGAAAAAUGGCUUCUCUGCCUGAUUUUUACUCACCAAAAACUUUUGUGAAGAAAUAAAGUAUUGGACGUUGUUAGAGUUAAA
Messenger RNA from Oryzias melastigma (Indian medaka), 3522 nucleotides. It is a transcript of the gene clcn7, whose product is annotated as chloride channel 7. Lineage: Eukaryota; Metazoa; Chordata; Actinopteri; Beloniformes; Adrianichthyidae. Gene Ontology annotation, biological process: chloride transport; transmembrane transport. Gene Ontology annotation, molecular function: voltage-gated chloride channel activity. Gene Ontology annotation, cellular component: lysosomal membrane; intracellular membrane-bounded organelle. The record is from RefSeq and is a predicted model, not a curated record.